This is a messenger RNA of Stegastes partitus (bicolor damselfish), 2764 nucleotides long. It is a transcript of the gene caprin1b, whose product is annotated as cell cycle associated protein 1b. The transcript is spliced from 18 exons. Gene Ontology annotation, molecular function: RNA binding. Lineage: Eukaryota; Metazoa; Chordata; Actinopteri; Pomacentridae. The record is from RefSeq and is a predicted model, not a curated record. The coding region runs from base 142 to 2286 and encodes 714 amino acids. Gene Ontology annotation, cellular component: cytoplasm.
ACCGUCUCAGUUGUCGGUGAGGCCGGCGGGGCGGAUCCCACACUAGAGUGAAAGAGAAAAUAAAGCAACACAACAAUAGUAACAACUCGGCCUUUUCGUACAAUUCGCUAGCAAGCUCCCCAGUGGAUAUAUAACAUCAAGAUGCCCUCAGCAAUGAAUGCAAAUAGGACAGUGCAAUCUGCCAGCCCAGAUGUGGGAUCCGCUCCAGGGUCAAUGGGCAAUUUUUCACUCGGUGGACAGUCUGAAGUCUUGAAGCAAGUGCUGUGUGUUAUCGACAAGAAGGUCCGCAACAUGGAAAAGAAAAAGAGCAAACUGGAUGAUUAUCAAGUCAGGAAGGAUAAAGGGGAGGGUCUCAACCAGGACCAGCUGGAAGCCCUCUCCAAAUACCAGGAAGUCAUGAAUAACUUGGAGUUCGCCCGAGAGUUGCAGAAGACGUUUAUUGCUUUGGGACAAGAUAUCCAGAAGGUGGUGAAGAAGUCUGCACGGCGGGAGCAGCUGCAGCGGGAGGAGGCAGAGCAGAGAAGGCUGAAGACAGUUCUGGAACUGCAGUUCCUCCUGGACCGGCUGGGCGAUGACACUGUGCGACAGGACCUGAAACAGGGAGUCGGCGGCACACCGCUGCUGACAGAUGGAGACCUCGCAGCUUUCGAUGAGUUCUACAAGUUAGUGGGGCCAGACCGUGACCAAAACGUCAGGUUGGCUGACCAGUAUGACGAUGCGUCUGUGCACCUCUGGGACCUGCUAGAAGGGAGGGACAAGGCUGUGGUUGGAACAACAUACAAGGCACUGAAAGAGACUUUGGACCAGAUUCUGCUGAGCGGGUACUUUGACCGGAUUCCAUCUCACCAAAAUGGAGUGUGUGAGGAUGAAGAAGAGGAAGAGCCAGCAGCAGCAACAGCAGCAGCAGCAGCCGCCGCCGCCGCCGCCGCAGCAGCAGCAGCAGCAGCAGCAGCAGCAGCCUCCGCCGCUGCAGCAGCAGCAGUAGCAGUAGCUGAAUCGUCAGAAGCAGAAGAGCAGACUGUUGAUCCAGAAACUGAAAUAAUUGAGGAGUUCACAGAGCCCAUUGCAGUGGAAACAACAGAGUUUGUAAACAGACAGUUCAUUCCAGACGGCACAUACAGUGGCAGUGAGAAGGAGCAGGGGGAUGAGUGGACCAGGGAAACAGAGGCAGUUGGUGCCUUGCAGCAGCAGCAGCAGCAGCCUGUGCAGCCUGCAGCUCCCCCCGUCGCCCUGGAGACCCACCCCAUGAACCUAACGUCUCCUGCACCGCCUACUGACCCCAUGGUCAGGAAGCAGGUGGUGCAGGACUUAAUGGCACAGAUGCAGGGAACUUACAACUUCAUGCAGGACUCCAUGUUGGAGUUUGAUGGACAGGCCAUUGAUCCAGCAAUUGUAUCGGCGCAGCCCAUGAAACCUGCUCAGAACAUGGACGUACCACAGAUGGUUUGUCCUCCAGUUCUCCCUGAGUCCCGGCUAUCGCAACCCAACUCUGUUCCUGUCCAACCUGAGCCCACACAAGUCCCCAUCGUCUCCCCAACGCCGCCGCCCAUGUAUCAGACCUCACACACGCCAGAUCCUCGACCGUCAACAGAAUCCAUUGACCCUAUUCAGACCUCCAUGUCCUUGUCGUCGGAGCAGCCUCCACCCUCUACAGCUCUCCCUCCUGCCUCUCAGACGCAGGUUUUCCAGCCAGUUUCCAAAGCUCCUCACAGCAGUGGCAUUAAUGUCAACGCAGCACCAUUCCAGUCAAUGCAGACAGUGUUCAACCUUAAUGCCCCAGUCCCGCCAGCUAAUGAGACCGAGGCUUUGAACCAGGCCAGCCAGUACCAGAACAGCUACAACCAGGCCUUCAGCAGCCAGUCGCAGCAUCCUGUGGAGCAGACAGAGAUGCAGUCAGAGCAACUGCAGUCUGUAGUCGGUGCCUUCCAUUCCCAAGACCAGUCAGGAGGCCAUCAGCAGCCUUCUCAGCAGGGCCCAGGGUUUGGCAGGCAGACUCAGUCCUUCUACAACAGCAGAGGCAUGUCUCGUGGAGGACCCCGCAACGCCAGGGGCAUGAUCAAUGGCUACAGAGGCUCUUCGAAUGGAUUUAGAGGUGGCUAUGAGGGUUAUCGUCCUCCUUUCGCCAACACUCCAAACUCUGGAUAUGGACAGACUCAGUUCAAUACACCUCGGGAUUACUCAAAUGGGAACUAUCAGAGGGAUGGUUACCAACAGAACUACAAGCGCGGUGCUGGCCAGGGCCCCAGAGGAGUGUCGAGAGGCAGCACUCAAGCAAUGCGAUCCUGAGAAGGCCUUUCAUAAUGACUGUGACUGAUUAACUUGCACCACACUGAAAAUUCAGAAUUCAAGAAUGCAUUUGCCCCAAGCUCACUCAUGCUCUCUUUUGUUUGUUCUUCAUCAGUGGUAUUUUUCCUGUCUCUUCAAUCAAAGUAAUGCCUGCUUUGAUAUUUGGAAAUAUUGAAUCAUUUAAAGUUUAAAACACAAGCUAAGCUGUAAAUCCAAUCAUUGAUUACACAAGCCAUGUGUUUCAAUAUUCCUGUAAACUUGAAAGAUUUCAUAAGUUAUUUUUUUGUAUAAAAAAAAUGCACCUGCCACUGCUGGUCCAAUCCUUGGGAGUUUUUUCUCUUUUUUUCCCCCCUUUCUCAGUUCUUUUCUGUCAUUUUGGUUCUAAAGAAAAGCGUUUUAUGUUCGAUGAGCUCCCGUUUCCUUGUUUGUAAAUUGAUGUUGCUUCAAGAGUUUCAAUAAAGUUGUGUUGCAUACCCAU